GUAGCUGGGAUAUCUCAAAGGAUCGAUUCAAGACUGGUCGAAAAAAUUCAUGAGUUGGUAGAAGAUGGCAUUCGACGAGUGAAUGAGGCUAAACGUCACCUUAGAGUUCUCGUCAGAGAUAGCUUAUUUGUUGGAUCUUCAAUGCCUCCUAAAUCAAACAAACGAUUUUUUCCAAGUGCGAAAACGAUAAGAAAUCACAUGAACCUAGCAAUAAUAAAACAGCAACAUUUUGCUCUAAGAGAGUCAUUGGAAAAUACUUUUGAACCGCAUCAUAUUGAAGAAUAA
Paramuricea clavata is the source of this 285-nucleotide messenger RNA. The record is from the annotation of a GenBank genome assembly. Lineage: Eukaryota; Metazoa; Cnidaria; Anthozoa; Malacalcyonacea; Plexauridae.